Molecule: messenger RNA, 1474 nt
Organism: Gastrolobium bilobum
Lineage: Eukaryota; Viridiplantae; Streptophyta; Magnoliopsida; Fabales; Fabaceae
Product: vacuolar protein sorting-associated protein 26A-like
Exons: 12
Coding region: 182-1087 (301 amino acids)
Biological process (GO): intracellular protein transport; retrograde transport, endosome to Golgi
Cellular component (GO): retromer complex; endosome
Source: RefSeq, a predicted model, not a curated record
UAGUCAUCGCUGUUAACCGUGAAAUUGAAUUCCCAAUCCGAUGAUCGCCGGUGAAAUCCAUCUUGCACCUGAGAUUUCUCUUGCGCUUCCCGAUUCAAGCCUAGGGUUUUUGUUUGUGCUCUCGUCUUCCUCUCUCUGGAACUUGUGUACUGACGAAGAAGAAGAUUGAAUUGUGAACAGCAUGAAUUUCCUUCUUGGAGCUUUCAAGCCGGCAUGUAACAUCUUAAUCACAUUUACUGAUGGGAAAAGUCGUAAGCAGAUUCCACUGAAAAAAGAGAAUGAUCAAACAGUUAUGGUCCCUCUUUUCCAAAGUCAAGAAAACAUUGCUGGGAAGAUUACAAUAGAACCAGUGCAAGGGAAGAAGAUUGACCACAAUGGCAUAAAAGUUGAACUCCUUGGACAGAUAGAGAUGUAUUUUGACAGAGGGAAUUUUUAUGACUUUACCUCUCUUGUACGAGAACUGGAUGUUCCGGGAGAUAUCUAUGAGAAGAAAACUUAUCCAUUUGAAUUUUCGACUGUUGAAAUGCCCUAUGAGACAUAUAGUGGGGUGAAUGUGAGGCUUAGGUAUGUCUUGAAAGUAACCAUCAGUCGAGGUUAUGCAGGAAGCAUGGUAGAAUACCAGGAUUUCAUGGUAUGCAACUAUUCCCCCUCUCCGCCAAUUAACAAUAGCAUCAAGAUGGAGGUUGGUAUUGAAGAUUGUCUACACAUAGAGUUUGAAUACAACAAAAGCAAGUACCAUCUGAAAGAUGUCAUCAUUGGCAAGAUAUACUUUCUCCUUGUAAGAAUCAAGAUAAAAAACAUGGAUCUAGAGAUAAGGCGUCGAGAAUCAACUGGGUCAGGUACCAACACCCAUGUUGAGACAGAAACAUUGGCUAAAUUUGAGUUGAUGGAUGGUGCCCCUGUCAGAGGUGAAUCAAUCCCAAUCAGACUGUUCCUCAGUCCUUACGAGCUGACACCAACUCAUCACAACAUUAAUAACAAAUUUAGUGUGAAGUACUUUUUAAAUCUUGUGCUGGUUGACGAAGAGGACAGGCGUUAUUUUAAGCAGCAGGAAAUCACAUUGUAUAGGCUGCAACAAACUUCCUGAUUAAUAUACAGGGCAUGAGUAUUUUGUUUGACAAGGAUAGAAAUAAUGAAGAUUGCCAUGGACUUUGAAGAGCUCCGGUAUCUAGGGUUCAGCCACAUGAAUCAGGUUUUCUAAGUGGUAAAAUGGCUUAGUUUCUAGCGGGGUCAUUGCUUGAAAUGCGACACCUGCUGUUAUGUACAUCGACUGAUUUCUCAUCCGUUUCUUGACCCAGUUUUGAAACAUUAGACAUGCCAUUCUAGCUAGUUCUCUUAUUUGUGCUGGAUCAUUGAUAUCCCUCAACGACAAUCAAUGCGUAUUUGGUCUUUCUCUUUCGAACACCUACAGGCUUUGUGUCUUGCGCAAUUCUUUACCACCGCAUAUUUAAUUAAAGUUAUAGGAACUAUAACC